AUGAAAGACAUGUUUCAAAAAGAAAAUCCUGACAUGAUGGGAUUUCUCGGACGUGUGAAGCUCGCCGAAUCGACAAGGUUCAUAUUUGAAAUAUCCUCUUGGCUAGCGCGUCUCCUUGUCUACCAGUCCGCAUUCGCCCUCUUCUCCAGACUAUCUUGCCAGCCUAACCGUGACUGUCUGCACACUAAGCCUCUUUCGCGGCUGAUCUUUCGCGAUUUGAAGCCCCAAGUAGGAAAGCUUGAUCCCUACGGAUCCCAUUUUCAGCCGUACUUUGUUCACGAGGCUCUCAAUGUUGGUACACUCCCUAGAUCUUGCCCGGAUUUUCGCCUGGCUACAGCAACAUAUGGUCUUGUACCUACUACCGAGAUGUCAACAGUCUUAGGCCCUGAGACCUCUUGUGACAGCUUUUCCGAAGAUUCAGGCUGCGCUGCACUGCACAGUUGCUUGAGCGUCCAUGGCAUCUUCGUCGAGCAUACCCGGAGAGGUGUACGUGCCCAGAUUCUCAACCAAGGCGUUCUUACAAGAUGCCGGGGUCCUUUAGUUUCAGUGCUGCUGCAGUUUAGCCAGCAUGAUCAGACUGGAGCCAAAUAUGCAGGAUGCUGCAUAUCUGGAAUCCACGAGCCAUUCCUGAUUCAAUACAGCCUUAUGCAUGGCUUCUCAAAUCGAUCUGCAGUACACGAAACACAGGCGACUCCGAAAUACAUGGUUGCUGUUGCUGCGUCAUCGCAAUCAGAAGCACAUGGCGAUGUGCCACAACGUGAUGUCGACAUCUCACAACGGGUGGCUACCAUGGUCUUGGAGCUGAGUUACGCACGUCAGUCAUGCGCGUCUACUUCGAUUCCGACACUUACUGCUUUGGGACACACCUCUACGAGACGCGGCACGCAGUGGGUCGCAUCCAUCGUCACGCCGUAUCCCACAAUUUCUUGGACAUGGAAACACACUCUCCCUACGGGCGUAAUUGCAGCAGCAGCUAGCAGCGUCAUGGGGGCCUGCAUGUCUCUUGAGCUGCAGCCACAAGCAGAAGGAUUCAGAAGUCCAUGCUACAACACGUCGUUGAUCACCCGAACCUUGGAUUUGUCUGCGGAGGAGCACACCAGUGUGCACUGCGAGCAUGCUGCGCAGAGUCUAAACGGUGAUGUGCCUUGCGUCUUCUUGUCAGCCUCAUCUCGUGCCACAGAAGGGUCGUGGGGUGGGGGCCGUGCUGGCUUUUGCAGCAAAUGCUGCCGAUCACUUCUUCCUCACUCUCAUAUCCACCUCUCCACUUCUGAGCAAGCAAUUGUGCUGUUCCUCACUGACUCUUGCAUUGAUGCAGCCCUAUCAUUCCACACGACUGGGCAAUGUUCCCGCUUUCGAAUAUAUUUUGCUUUCCGCCUUGCAGCGAACGAUGCUCGCUCAGAUGGCAUCGGUUGGUCAAUGUGCACUGAGAUCACUCUAGGUUCUGUGAUGCCUGUGACGAGCUCGACCAUUGAAGCGCCCAACGCGCGAUGCAAGAACAAGCAAUGCUUCAUCGCGAGUACAUUGCCAGAAAGCCACCGCUGUGACUUGAACUCGUCCGGAGAUGAGAGCUGGUUUCAUCACACAUUCACGAUUGAUUGGGAUAUCGUCUAUGGAACAGAAAGAUUGAUGCCGUCAGGCAUGAAGCUCGACGGAGUAUAUCGAAGCUCGACCGCACGGCAGCUCUCUGAGCUUGGGAAAAACGACCUUGCAGAUACCGAAUCUGACCGAGCAGCUUGCACUACGUCUCCUCCAGUCUCCACACCUAUGACACUGGGCCGGCUCAGCUCGUGUAUGUCUACAGUGUACCCGGGCAAAACUUGCCUCUCGAUCCGAUGA
Aureobasidium namibiae CBS 147.97 is the source of this 1836-nucleotide messenger RNA. RefSeq lists its product as uncharacterized. The record is from RefSeq and is a predicted model, not a curated record. The transcript has 11 exons. Bases 1 to 1836 code for a protein of 611 amino acids. Lineage: Eukaryota; Fungi; Ascomycota; Dothideomycetes; Dothideales; Saccotheciaceae.